AUGGGGCGCCGCGGGUUGCUCACGGCCGCGCUUCUGCUGUGCUUCCUUGCUGUUUGCUCCGGCAGAGAACUUACGAUCAAACAGAACCCUUCCACUACCAUAUACAACUCGACUCUUGCCCAGAUACUUGUGGAGUAUGCUGCUGCAAUCUAUACUGCUGAUUUGACAGAAUUGUUUACUUGGACAUGUGCCAGAUGCGGUGACUUGAUCAAGGGGUUCGAGAUGAUAGAGAUCAUUGUAGAUGUUGAGAACUGCUUGCAGGCAUAUGUUGGUUUUGCCAGCGAUAUAAACGCCGUCGUCGUUGUUUUUAGAGGAACUCAAGAGAACAGCAUCCAGAAUUGGAUAGAGGACUUGUUAUGGAAACAACUUGAUCUUGACUACCCUGGCAUGCCUGAAGCAAUGGUGCACCGAGGGUUUUAUGCUGCUUACCACAACACGACACUACGUGAUGGAGUAGUCAGUGGUAUUCAAAAGACUAGGGAAGCUUACGGAGAUAUUCCAAUCAUGAUCACGGGGCAUUCAAUGGGUGGAGCUAUGGCUUCAUUUUGUGCGCUCGAUCUUGUUGUGAACUACGGUUUGGAUGGCGUAAAACUGAUGACGUUUGGGCAGCCCCGUAUUGGCAAUGCUGCAUUUGCUUCUUAUUUCAAGACAUACUUGCCUCAAGCAAUUCGAGUUACUCAUGCCCACGAUAUCGUGCCUCACCUGCCACCGUACUUCGCAUUCUUCCCACAGAAGACCUACCAUCACUUCCCAAGAGAGGUAUGGGUCCAUAAUGUUGGAUUAGGAACCCUAGUGUACUCUGCAGAAAAGAUCUGCGACGAUUCUGGUGAAGACCCUACAUGCUGCAGGUCAGUAAUUGGAAACAGCGUGCGAGACCAUAUAUACUAUCUUGGCGUCAGCAUGCAUGCAGAAGACUGGAGCUCCUGCAGAAUCGUCAUGGACUACAGCAGAUUGCAGUAUCAGAUGGACCUCAAAGUUUGCAAAUAUAAAUGCCGACAUUUGACAAAUGCAUCUGAAAAAUCAACAGUGCGUCCAAUUUGGCAUGAGCAACAAUACAACUCCGAGCAUUCGUCUUUCUUAUAA
Molecule: messenger RNA, 1083 nt
Organism: Miscanthus lutarioriparius
Lineage: Eukaryota; Viridiplantae; Streptophyta; Magnoliopsida; Poales; Poaceae
Source: the annotation of a GenBank genome assembly